CACAUCUCUCUCUCUCUCUAUAUAUAUAUAUAAAAAGUCCUGUGUCCUUUUGUGCCUUCAGAGAGGCUGUCCAAUGGGCAUGCUGUGUGGCAGUAUUAAUUUUUUUUUUUAAGGUGAAGCAGAAAAAGAGAGAUCACUCCCCAGAUGCUUGUCGAGGCUGGCACUGGGCUGGACCAGGCUAAAGCUGGGCGAUGGGAAGCCAGUGUGGAUCUCCCAUGGGAGUUGCAGGAGUGGAACUAAACCAGCUGAAUAGCCUCGUGAAGGUGUUAGUGUGGUAGAGGUCACCUCUGACUGCAAGUUCUUAGGUUGGGGCAAUGACAUCUGAGAGGCUAUCAUUUCCAGUGGUGACAUUUUAAGCCAAGAUUAAGUCAUUUGGAAGUGGGAUUGGAGUAUCCUUUUUAAGUGAAUACCCGCUGGAGUUAAUGUGAUCUGAUUAAAAACCAAUAAAGCAAUAAAUUACUAAACCAAUAGUAAUACGACCGUUAGUUAAUAGAAUGAUGUUAAGCUGCACUGGAGAAGGAGUUUUUGGCUUAUGUUUUAUUUUGUUUAAAUUUGAAAGGCUCCUGAAAUGGCCACAACAGUUGGCUGUUACGGGCUGAAGCCAGGAGCCAGGAACUCCAUCCUGGUCUCCCACAUAGGUGGCAGGAGCUCAAGUACAUGAGCCAUCAUCAAGUAUUCCCCAAGUACAUUAGCAGGGGGCUGGAUCAGAAGUGCACUAGCUGGGACUCAAACUGACCCUUAGGGAUGUGGGUGUCCCAGGCUGGGACUUAACCUGCACGCUGCAAUGGUCCACUGGUUGUUUUUUUUUGGUGGAAGUAUAGUUUGGCAGUUGAAUUUGCAAAUGAGGGACAUAUUGCCACUUCUUAGUACGUAAGAAGUACUAAAGGAUAUUGGAGUUACAGGUCCAUUGUGAGUGUGUCAGCUGAGUCUCCUUGGGGAAAGAUGUUAUGGAUGUGAUAUCAUACCUGGGUUAUGAAGGAGGUGGGUGUUAUAAAGAUCAUGUGUGAUGGCAGAUCUGUUGAAUAGCCUGGAAAAAGUGAGUUGUGUCCCUUCUGACAUGGAGGCAAACUGCAGGUAUGAGGCUGUUGGUAAGUUUGAAUCCCCGAGGCCCUGUUUUACAUUGGUCCAUGUUAACUGGGGAUCUGUGGGGUGCUAUCUUAAGAGUAUUUAUUCUCAAACUGAAAUAUUAUAGAGCCAGAGGUGCUACCAUUAGGAAGUUUAAGCAAGGUUAUGGUUAAAGUGAGGCAUACUUUUUUUCCCUUCUGUAUUUAGUUUCCCUUUGAAGAGUUUAGAGGCACAAUGGUUAAAUUUAGUGGAAUCCCUUUGUUUAACUUGAUCCCCAGAUUGACUAAACCAAAGAAAUUUUGUUAAUUGAUACACCAAUGGAGUUUCGUUGAUUGAUACACCUUAGCAAAUGUUAAAAAUAAGUAAAAACAGUAUACCUUUGGAUCUGUUUGCCUGCCUUUUUCUUUCUUCUCUCUCUCCCUAUCUCCAUCUCUCUCUCCCUCCCUCCUUCUCUCUCUCUCUCUCUCUUUUUUUUUUUUUUGCAUUUCAUAAGUACAACUUUAGGAAUAUAGUGAUUCUUCCCAUCAUACCUGCCAUCCCACCCACUCUCUCACCCCUCCUCCUUCCUCUCCCAUUCUCAGUCCCAUUCUCCACUAAGAUCCAUUUUUGAUUAACUUGAUACUAAACUCUAUACCAAAUAAAGAGUGCAACAGUUUGCACAAGCAAACAAAAACACCUGUUCCUCAACAUUCACAACAAGGGCUCUUCAAAUUCAUUGCAUCUUUAAGGUAAUUUCACUUUUUUUUUUUUUAAAGAAAACUAACUUUAAAGAAGCACCCAAGAAUUAUACUUUUUUUUGCUAGCACUUAGACAUAAUUAUAAUACAACUCUUUGAGGACAGAGGUCCUGCAUGGGAAGUUAGUGUAUAGUGACUCUUGUUAAUUUAACAAUUAACACUCUUAUGUAUGAUGUCAGUGAUCACCUGAGGCUCUUGACAUGAGCUGCCUAUGCUAUGGAAACCUUUGAAUCCACAAACCCUCAGUAUUUAGACAAGGCGAUAAGCAAAGUGGAAGUUCUCUUCUCCCUUCAGAGAAAAGUACCUUCUUCUUUGAUGACCACUUCUUUCCACUGGGGUAUCACCCACCGAGGUCCUUCAUGUAGGACAUUUUUUGCUACAGUGCCUUGACUUUCCAUUCAUGAAGUACUCUGGUGGGCUUUUUAGCCAAGCUAGAAUGCCUUAAGGGCUGAUUCUGAGGUCAGAGUGCUAUUUAAAGCAAUUGUCACUCUAUGAGUCUGCUGUGUGGACUGCUUCCCAUAUUGGAACAUUCAAUCCUUUUAAAUUCUAUCUAUUAUUAUUGCCAGACAUUUAAUCCUAUCCAUAUUAUCACUUUAACACUUAUGGUAUUUUUGCCACCCACCUUAAGGGGAUUUGGGGUCCCAUGGCAAGUUUUUAAAUUGUACCCUUAGAAGUAAGUCUGUAGGAAUGUAUGCAGAACUAUACAGCUUUACAGUUAUAAACUUCAUACACUUCAUAGUUACAGCUUUAGGAACAUGGUGAUUCUGCCAUGCCUGCCCUCGCACCCCUCUUCUUCCUCCCUAUCUUAUUCCCACUUUUAUUUUUUACUGAGAUCUAUUUUCAAUGGACUUUAUACACAUGUUUAAUUCUGUGUUAAGGUAAAGAGUUCAACAAAAAGUAUAAAAAAUAAGAAUAAAAAACUAUUCCUCAACAGUCAAGAUAAUGGCUGUUCAAAUCAUUGCUUCUCAAAGAGUCAAUUUCACUUCUACAGAUUACAUUUUAGGUGCUCUAUUAGUUAUCACAGGUCAAGGAGAACAUAUGGUAUUUGUCCCUUUGGGACUGGCUUAUUUCACUAAGUAUAUGAUUUUUUCCAGACUCAUCCAUUUUGUUGUAAAUGACCAGAUUUCUUUUUUUAACCACUGUGUAGUAUUCCAUAGUGUACAUAUCCCAUAAUUUCUUUAUCCAGUCUUAAGUUGACAGGCAUUUGGGUUGAUUCCAUGUCUUAGCUAUUGUGAAUUGAAUUGCACUAAACAUGGGGAUGCAGAUAGCUCUUUCAUAUGCUGAUUUCAUUUCCCUUGGGUAAAUUCCCUGGAGUGGGAUGGCUGGGUUGUAUGGUAGGACUAUGUUCGGAUUUCUGAGGUAUCUCCACAAUGUCUUCCAUCCCACAAACAGUGGAUUAGGAUACCUUUUCCCCCAUACCCUUGCCAGCAUUUGUUGUUUGUUGAUUUCUGUAUAAAAACCAUUCUAACUGGGGUGAGGUGAGACCUCACUGUGGUUUUGAUUUGCAUUUUUUUCAUGUGUCUGUUGGCCAUUUGGAUUUCUUCUUUUGAAAAAUGUCUGUUAAAGUCCUUUGCCCAUAUCUUCACUAGGUUGUUUGUUUUGUUGUUGAAUUUCUUGAUCUCUUUAUAUAUUCUGGUUAUUAAUCCUUUAUCAGUUGAAUCAUUUACAAAUAAUUUCUCUUAUUCUGUUGGUUGCCUCUUCACUUUCCUGAGUGUUUCUUUUGCAGUACAGAAGCUUCUCAAUUUGAUGUAAUCACAUUAGUUAAUUUUGGCUUGGCUUGCUUGUGCCUUUGGGGUCUUUUCCAAGAAGUCUUUGCUUAUGCCAAUGUCUUGCAGGGUUUCCUCAAUGUUCUCUAAUAAUUUGAUGGUAUUGGGUUGUAGAUUUAGGUCUUUAAUCCAUUUUGAGUGGAUUUUUGUGUAAAGUAUAAAGUAACGGGUCUUGCUUCAUAUUUCUACAUGUGGAAAUACAGUUUUCCCAGCACCAUUUGUUGAAGAGACUCUCCUUGCUCCAGGGAUUGAUUUUAGCUCCUUUAUCAAAGAUAAGUUGGUUAUAGAUGCUUGGAUUGAUUUCUGGUAUUAGUAUUCUUUUUUUUUUGACAGGCAGAGUGGACAGUGAGAGAGAGCGAGAGACAGAGAGAAAGGUCUUCCUUUAACAUUGGUUUACCCUCCAGUGAUCACUGUGGCUGGCGCACCGUGCUAAUCCAAAGCCAGGAGCCAGGUGCUUCCUCCUGGUCUCCCAUGCGGGUGCAGGGCCCAAGCACUUGGGCCAUCCUCCAGUGCACUCCUGGGGCACAGUGGAGAGCUGGACUGGAAGAGUGGCAACCAGGACAGAAUCCGGCACCCUGACCGGGUCUAGAACCUGGGGUGCCGGCACCACAAGCAGAGGAUUAGCCUAUUGAGCCGCAGUGCCGGCCAGCAUUAGUAUUCUGUUCUAUUGGUCUAUCCAUCUAUUUUUGUGCCAGUACCAGGCUGUUUUGAUUAUAACUGUCCUGUAGUAUGUGUUGAAAUCUGGUAUUUUGAUGCCUCCAGCUUGUUUCUGUUGUAUUAGAUGGCUUUAGCUAUUUGAGGUCUCCUGUGUUUCCAUAUGAUUUUCAGCAUCAUUUUUUCUAUAUCUGAGAAGAAUGUCUUUGGUAUUUUGAUUGGUAUUGCAUUGAAUCUGUAAACUGUUUUUGGAAGUAUGGACAUUUUGAUGAUAUUGAUUCUUCCAAUCCAUGACAUGGAAGAUUUUUCCAUUUUUUUGUAUCUUCCUCAAUAUCUUUCUUUAAUAUUUUGUAAUUCUCAUCAUAGAGAUCUUUGAUAUCCUUGAUUAGUUUUAUUCCAAGGUAUUUGAUUUUUUAAAAUAAUUUACUUAUUUAUUAGAGGUAUUAUAGACAGUAAGAGGAAAAGACAGAAAGAUCUUCCAUCUGGUGGUUCACACCCCAAAUGGCCACAAUGGCUGGAGCUGAGCCAAUCAGAAGCCAAGAGCCAGGAGCUUCCUCUGGUUUCCCACGUGGGUGCAGAGGCCCAAGUGCUUAUGCUAUCUUUAACUGCUUUCCCAGACCAUAAAAGAGAGCUGGAUCAGAAGAGGAGCAGCCAGGACUAGAACUGGUGAUCAUAUAGGAAGCCGGUGCUCAGGCAGAGAAUUAACUUACUACACCACAGUGCAGGCCCCGGUAUAUGAUUUUUUUUUUUUUUUUGUCGCUGUUAUGAAUGGGAUUGAUCGUAGAAGUUCUUUGUCAUCUGUGGCUUUGUGUGUACAAAGGCUGUUGAUUUUUGUGUAUUGAUUUUUUUAAAAGAUUUAUUUAUUUAUUUGAAAGAGUUACACAGAGAGAAGAGAGGGAGAGGUCUUCCAUCCAGUGGUUCACUCACCAGUUGGCCGCAAUGGCCGGAGCUGCGCUGAUCCAAAGCCAGGAGCAAGGAGCUUCUUCUGGGUCUCCCACAUGGGUGCAGGGGCCCAAGGACUUGGGCCAUCCUCUACUGCUUUCCUUGGCCAUAGCAAAGAACUGGACCGGAAGUAGAGCAGCCAGUUCUUGAACCAGCGCCCAUUUGGGAUGCUGGCGCUUCAGUCCAGGGCGUUAACCUGCUGCACCACAGCACUGGCCCUGUAUUGAUUUUAUAUCCUGCUACUUCACCAGACUCUUCUAGGAGUUCCAAUAGUCUCUUGGUGGAGUCUUUUGGAUCCCCUAUAUAUAGAAUCAUGUCAUCUGCAAAUGGGGAUAGUUUGACUUCCUCUUUCCUAAUUUGUAUUUCUUUGAUUUCUUUUUCUUGCCCAAUGGCUCUGGCUAAAACUUCCUGGAAUAUAUUGAAUAGCAGUGGUGAAAGUGGGCCUCCUUGUCUGGUUCCAGAUCUCAGUGAGAAUGCUUCCAACUUUUCUCCAUUCAAUAGGAUGCUGGCCAUGGGUUUGUCAUUGAUUGCCUUGAUUGUGUGAAGAAUGUUCCUUCUAUACUCAAUUUGCUUAGAGUUUUCAUCAUGAAAGGGUGUUGUAUUUUAUCAGACGCUUUCUUUGCAUCUAUUGAGAUAAUCAUAUGUUUUUUUUUUUUCAGUUUGUUAAUGUGAUGUAUCACAUCAAUUGAUUUUCUAAAGUUGAACCAUCCCUGCAUGUCAGGGAUAAGUCCUGCUUGGUCUGGUGAAUGAUAUUUCUAAUGUGUUAUUGGAUUCUAUUUGCCAGAAGUUUUUUGAGGUUUUUUGCAUCUAUGUUCAUCAGGAAAAUUGGUCUGUAGUUUUAUUUCUCAAUUGCAUCUUUUUCAGGUUUAGGAAUUAAGGUAAUGUUGGCUUCUUUGAAUUUGGGAGGAUUCCCUCCCUGUCAAUUAUUUUGAAUAGCUUGAGAAGAAUUGGAGUUACUUUUUUUUUUUUUUUAAGAUUUAUUAAUUUAUUUGAAAGAGUUACACGGGGAGAGAAGGAGAGGCAGGCUAUAGCAGAGAGCUGGAUUGGAAGUGGGGCAGCUGGGCCUCCAACUGGCACCCAUAUGGGAUGCUGCCACUGUAGGUGGCAGCUUAACCUGCUAUGCCACAGUGCCAGCUCCCCUCCCUCCCUUUUUAAAAGAUUUAUUUAUUUAUUUGAAAGAGUUACACAAGAGGAGAGGCAGAGAGAGAGAGAGAGAGAGAGAGAGAGAGAGAUCGAUCUUCCAUCCACUGGUUCACUCCCCAAUUGGUCACAAUGGCCGGAGCUGUGCCGAUCCAAAGCUAGGAGCCAGGAGCUCUUCCGGGCCUCCCACGCGGGUGCAUGGGCCCAAGGACUUGGGCAGUCCUUUGCUUUUCCAGGUGAUAGCAGAGAGCUGGAUCGGAAGUAGAACAGCUGUGUCUCGAACCGAUGCCCAUAUGGGAUGCCAGCACUUCAGGCCAGCCCCUGGAGUUACUUCUGUUUUAAAUGUCUGGUAGAAUUCAGCAGUGCAGCCAGCCAGUCAUGGUCUUUUCUUUGUUGGGAGGAUCUUUAUUACUGAUUCAGUUUCUGUCUUAGUUUUGGGUCUGUUUAGGUUUUCUGUGUCUUCAUGGCUCAAUUUAUGUAGGUUGAAUGUGUCCAGGAAUCUAUCCAUUUCUUCUUGGUUUCCUGGUUGAUGUAGAACUCUUUGUAGUAAUUUCUGAUGAUUGUUUUUAUUUCUGUGGUGUCUGUUACAUUUCCUCUUUCAAAUCAGGACUCCAGCAGCCAAGAGCCUCCACACCAGCUUUGGAGAGUGAGGAAUCCAAAUAACCCUAUGUACGAGAAACAGAGAUUACCACUGUCCAGUUAGAUUCAUAGCCCUGAAUUGUCUGUCGUGUCACAAAAGAGAGUGCCCAGGUGUAUUUCACCAUCAGUCUUACAGGAUGGAAGCUGUCAGUUUGUCCCUUGGCCUCUUUUCUAGACUCCCAAUCAGCCAUCAUGAAGAAAAGACAGAAGCAAAAAGAACGGUAGCUGACUGCCUGACAAAUUGUUAUCAGGACCUGGUGACCUUUGAUGAUGUGGCUGUGAACUUCACCCAGGAGGAAUGGAAUUCACUGAACUCAACUCAGAGAGACCUAUACAGAGAGGUGAUGCUGGAGAACUAUGAGAACUUGGCUGCAGUAGGAUGUCAGCUUAUUAAACCCAGCGUGAUCUCUUGUUUGGAGGAAGAAAAAGAGUUGAGGACAGUGGAGAGAGCUGUUCUUCAAGAAUGGAACAUACACCUUAACAACAAAGGACCAGCACUUUGGCAAGAUAUUUUUUGGUCACAUACUCCAAAUGGGAUACAAGUGGAAGAAAGUCAAAAUGGAGUGGAGCUCUAUGAAUGUAAGUCAAAUAGUGAAGUGUUCAAAGAACACCCAGGCCUUCUGACACACAUGAGUGCUCAAAAUAGAGGGAACACAGGUACAUAUGAUCAGUAUGGAAAAGUCAUUUCAACUCUGCACAAGGAACCUGGAGAGAACCUUCCUGUGUUCAGACAGUAUGGGAAAGACUUAAGUGUAACCCCAAAUACUUACCAGACAGCAAGCUUGCGAGACAAAUCCUUUGAAUGCAGUGACUAUGGACAAGCCUUUAUUGAUCAGUCAUACCUUCAGGCACAUGGGAGAACUCAAAAUGGUGAAAAACUCUGUGAAUGGAAGCAGUGUGGUAGCACUUUGACUUCCUCCGUAAGUCGUCCGGAUAUACAUGUUCAAACACCCACAGGAAAAAAAUCCUACGAAUGUAAGGAAUGUGGAAAAAGUUUCAGAUAUUCUGCCAACCUUAAUAUUCAUAUGCGAACCCAUACUGGCGAGAAACCUUAUCAGUGUAAGGAAUGUGGGAAAGCCUUCUCUAGGUUUUAUCCAUUAACUCAACAUUUAAAAACUCACACUGGAGAGAAGCCGUUUGAAUGUAAGGUAUGUGGAAAAUGCUUUAGAAAUUCCUCCUGCCUCAAUGAUCACUUUCGAGUUCACACUGGACUAAAACCAUAUAAAUGUAAGGACUGUGGCAAAGCUUUCACUGGGCGCUCUGGCCUUAGUAAACACUUACCAACUCAUACUGGAGAGAAGCCUUAUGAAUGUAAGGAAUGUGGGAAAGCCUUCACUACGUCCUCAGGCCUUAUCAAGCAUACACAAACUCACACAGGCGAGAGACCCUUUGAAUGUUACCAGUGUGGGAAAGCUUUUGCUUCUUCGUCAUCUCUCAUUACACAUUUGAGAAUUCACACUGGAGAGAAGCCCUUUGAGUGUAAAAUAUGCGGGAAAGCGUUUUCAUGUUCUUCUUAUCUUCGUAUACACAUGCGAACUCACACUGGAGAGAGACCCUAUGUGUGUAAGGAAUGUGGGAGAGCCUUCACGGAGCGCACAUGCCUUACCAAGCAUUUGCGAACACACACUGGGGAGAACCCCUUUGAAUGUAGCAUAUGUGGGAAAGCAUUUGCAUGUUCUUCCUACCUUCAGAAUCACAUGCGAACUCACACCGGAGAGAAACCUUAUAUAUGUAAGGAAUGUGGGAAAGCCUUCACUGUUUCCUCGCAUCUCAGUAAACAUACAAGAAUUCAUACUGGAGAGAAACCUCACAAGUGUAAGGAAUGUGGGAAGGCCUUCACUGUGCGCUCAGGCCUUACUAAACAUAUGCGAACUCACACUGGGGAGAAGCCCUAUGAUUGCAAGGAGUGUGGGAAAGCCUUCACUACGUCCUCAGGCCUUAUUGAACAUAUAAGAAUUCACACAGGAGAGAAACCCUUCGAAUGUUACCAGUGUGGGAAAGCCUUUGCUUCUUCCUCCUAUCUUAUCGCACAUUUGAGAAUUCACACGGGAGAGAAGCCCUUCGAGUGUAAUAUGUGUGGGAAAGCGUUCACAUGUUCCUCCUACCUUCAGAAUCACAUGCGAACUCAUACUGGAGAGAAACCGUAUGUUUGUAAGGAAUGUGGGAGAGCCUUCACUGUUUACUCACACCUAAGUAAACAUGUAAGAAUUCACAGUGGAGAGAAAUCCCAGAAAUGUAAGGAAUGUGGGGAAACUUUCAGGAGUUCUUCUCAUCUUACGGAACAUACACAAACACACUGGAGGGAAAACCUUUGGAGGUAAGGAAUGAAGAAACUUUUAGGAAGUCCUCAGACCUUAGCACAUUCAAGUUUGCACUGAUAAGAGAUGUCCCUCUUCAAAGACCUGAACGAACGAACUCUGACGAUGUCGCGUGAAUUUUAGGAAUAUGGGAGAGCUGUUGGAAUCUGCUCACAUCCAGUGUAAGGGAUGCAUCCUGAAGCCAUACAGUGUCUAAAACAUGGAAAGCCUUCACAGUCCUUGGGUUCUUACUAAACGUGUGAGAUCUUGUAACGGAGAGAAACCCUAAUUAUGUAAGAUGAGGAAAAGUUGUAGUCUUAAAUAUUUUCAUGUUCACUUGGGAUCUCACGGUAGAGAAAGAUUUCAUGAAAGUAAGAAAUGUUGGAAUAUCACCAUAAAAUUACAUUGUCCCUCAGCCUUUAAUAAACAUAAGGCUAUUCGUAUUUAUUGAGAAACUGCAUGUAUGGGAUGUGAAAAUUGCUUCCCUCUUUUCUAAAAUGUAUGGCUUUUUUGGUUUUAUGGAUUUUUUUGAACAUUUGAAGUUUGAAUAUUUGAAGAAUAUUUAAAUAUUUGUGUAUUUUUAAACUUCUCAGUCCUAUCUGAUUACUACUACAGUCUUAAUUUUUCUCUCAUCUUUAUUGAGGUAUGAUUGACAACUAAAUUUAUAUUUAAGGUGUACAUCCUGGUGGUGAUACAUGUAUGCAUUGUGAAAUGAUUACUCUAGUGAAGCAGAUUAAAAUACUUCUUACCUGACAUAAUGACCUUUUAUUUUGGUGUUUUGGAAAAUUUUCUUAUGUCUUAGAAGAUUUUAACUAUAUAGUAUUUUAUUAAAGUCAUCAUGCUGUAUAGGUCUCAACUUACUCAUCUUUCACUGAAAGUUUCAUCAGUAUCUCUGUUUUCCCCAUCCCACAAUCCCUGGAAACCACUAUUCUGUUCUGUGCUUCUAUGAAUUUGAGAUUUUUAGAUACCACAUAUUAAGUGUGGCCAUACACUAUUUGUUUUGUUUUUUUUUUUUGUCUGGCUUCACAUAGCAUAAUACAUCCAGGAUCAACCCUGUUGUGACAAAUGGCAGAAAUUUCUUCUAUAUUUAAGGCUUAAUAUUUUAUUAUACACACACACGCGCGCACACGCGCACACACACACACACACACCAUGUUUUCUUUAUUCUGUCAAGAGACACUUAGGUUCUACUGUUACCUGAAUGGUAUUAGUAUUGCUCCUUUGGAUAUAAGGGCACAUAUAUCUAGUCAUUUUAUUCCUUGGAUAUAUACACAGAAUUGUGUCUGCUGGGUCACAUGGUUCUAUUCUUUGAAGGAUUUAUUUAUUUAAUGUAUUUAUUUUAUUUGAGAGGUAGAGUUAUAGACAGAGAAGGAGAGACAGAGAAAAAGGUCUUCGAUGUACUGGUUCACCCCUCAAAUGGCUGCAAUGGCCAGAGUUGGGCCAAUCUGAAGCCAGGAGCUUCUUCCAGGUCUCCCACGUGGGCGCAGGUGUCCAAGUACUUGGACCAUUUUCUGCUGCUUUCCCAGGCCAUAGUAGAGAGCUGGAUCAGAAAAGGAGCAGCCAGGACUGGAACCGGCACCCAUAAGGGAUGCUGGCACUGCAGGUAGCAGUUUCAACCAUUAUGCCAUGGCACCAACCCCCGUUGUUUAUUUUUAAUUUAUUAGGAUCCUUUAUACUCAUUUCCUGAUGACUCUGCCCAUCUUCAUUCCCGCCAGCAGCGUGCAAGCUAACACUUGAUUAUCUUUUGAUGUUUUUGAUAAGAGCCAUGCAAAUGUGAUGUGAUCGUUUUGAUUUUCAUUUCCUUGAUGACAGUGAUUUUGAGCAUCUACAAAUACCUGCUGACCAUUUGUAUAUCUUCUUUGGAAAAAUAUAUAUCCAGGUGUUUUUCCCCUUUUAAAAUUAUUAUUUUUGCUAUUGGGCUAUAUGAAUUCUUUAUAUGUUGGAUGUUUAUCCAUAAUUGGGUAUGUAGUUAAAAAUAUUUUCUUCUUUUCCAUACAUUCCUUUUCCAAUUUAUUGUUUCCUUCACUAUCAAAAAAAGUUUUUAGUUUGAUAUAGUCCUGUUUGUUCUUGCUUACAUUGAAUUCUUUCAGUGUCAACUCCAAAAAUAAUGUUAUCAAGACCAUUGUCAACAUACUUUUUCACUGUUUUCUUUUAGGAUUUUUAUGGUUUUAAAGCCUUAGGUUUUCAUCUUUAACCCAUUUUGAAUUGAGCUUUGUGUAUGGUGUGAGGUAGUGAUCCAAUUGCAUUGUUUGAAUGUAUCUGUCUAGUUUUUUCAAUAUAAUUUAUUGAAGAGUAUCUUUUACACAUUGUGUAUUCUUGGCACAUCUGUCAAAAUUUUGUUAACAAAUAUGCAUGGUUUUACAUGUGGGCUUUCUGAUGUGUUCCAUUGGUGUGUCUAUCUGGUUUUGUGCCAGUAUAAUAUUUAUUUGAUUGAAAUCAGGAUGUGUAACACU
Molecule: messenger RNA, 11692 nt
Organism: Oryctolagus cuniculus (rabbit)
Lineage: Eukaryota; Metazoa; Chordata; Mammalia; Lagomorpha; Leporidae
Source: RefSeq, a predicted model, not a curated record